This is a messenger RNA of Rotaria socialis, 1167 nucleotides long. The record is from the annotation of a GenBank genome assembly. NCBI's taxonomy places the organism in Eukaryota, Metazoa, Rotifera, Eurotatoria, Philodinida, Philodinidae.
AUGGCAUCUCGCGCUCGCAUAGAUAAAAUGUCGGCCGAAGUGGUCGACACAAAUCCGUACAGUCGUUUGAUGGCAUUACAACGGAUGGGUAUUGUAAAAGAUUAUGAACGUAUACGGGAUUUUUCUGUUAUGAUUGUCGGUGUUGGUGGCGUUGGCAGUGUAGCUGCAGAAAUGCUUACACGGUGUGGUAUUGGAAAGUUACUACUUUAUGAUUAUGAUAAAGUUGAAUUAGCUAAUAUGAAUCGUUUAUUCUAUCAGCCACAUCAAGCUGGUCUUAGCAAAGUUGAAGCCGCCGCUGAUACGUUAAGAUUUAUUAAUCCUGAUGUAAUUAUUGAGCCAUACAAUAUGAAUAUAACUAAAGUAGAAAGUUUUCCUUUGUUUAUGGAAAAAAUUCGAACUGGUAAUAAAACGAAUUCUGGUCCUGUCGAUCUUGUAUUGAGUUGUGUUGACAAUUUUGGUGCUCGAAUGACAAUUAAUACAGCAUGCAAUGAAAUUGAUCAGACCUGGAUGGAAUCGGGUGUUAGUGAAAAUGCUGUUAGUGGUCAUAUACAAUUAAUUGUUCCUGGAACAACUGCUUGUUUUGCUUGUGCUCCACCAUUAAUUCUUGCUAGUAAUAUAGAUGAAAGUACAUUGAAACGUGAAGGUGUUUGUGCUGCAAGUCUCCCAACAACCAUGGGUAUUGUUGCUGGUUUUCUCGUACAAAAUACACUCAAAUAUUUACUUAAAUUUGGUCGCGUUUCAAAUUAUCUUGGUUACAAUGCACUUGAUGAUCAUUUUCUUAUUUUAACACUAAAACCUAAUGACGAUUGUGAUGAUUCAUUUUGUCGUAAAAGACAAUUAGAAAAGAAAUUAAAUCCUAUUGUUAUUGAAGAAACUAUUCAGCCAACAAACAUUGAAGUAGUACAUGAUUCCAACGAAUGGGGUAUUGAACUUGUUAGUAAUAGCAUCGAAGUUCCAAAUGAAAAUGAAGUCGACCGAAAUUUUAUUCAAGUGGAUUCAUCUUCGGAUGGAACUAUUUCGCUUGAUCAAAUAAAAUAUCAAUAUGUUCCCAAAGUAAAAUGUGAUCCGCCAGUUGAUAUAUCGGAUACUGAAAUAUCAGCUUCGAGUACAACACGAGAUGAUGACAUAUCAAUUGAAGAUUUAAUGGCCAAGAUGAAAGAAAUGUAA